AUGACCACUUUUGGUGAAAUAAACGAACCUUCAAGUCGAACUGCAUGGGAAGACUGGGAUGAAGUUUUGUUUACUGAAAAUUGUAUAGAGUUACGCUUGGAAAAAGAGAUAGAAGUACCCAAGCAAAUUGAUACUUUUAUCAUAUUAGAAGGAAAGUACUUAUUUGACUGUGUUAGAGCUCAUCAUGAACUCGAACUCGUUAACGCGAGUCCAGAAGUAAAUUUACGGUUAUUCAAGACUAAGAAACUGAAUAACUAUGUGUGUAUGAUAAGGGAUUACAACUUAAUUCUGAGCAGCGAAAUUGUGGAGAUGUUAAAAAAAUACAUUAAUGUUAGCACUGACGUUAUAGGCGUAUUGACGAAACCACUUGUGGAGUACCAAGUAUCAGAACUGGUCACAAAUGACUAUGUAAUCAGAUGUCUAUCAGCAAGUCGGCCAACAAGCGAUCUGGAUAAAACCUUCCCUCAUUUAGAGCAACCUAAUAUUAUAUCUGGUGUAUCUGCAGGAGCCCUGUCCUGGAGAGAAGUCAAUGAUAAGCCUGCUAUGGUGAUUGUAUGCUACAUUGAACAUCCUGAAGAGGUACAAAUACAAGAAUUAAAUAACUUGUUAGAAAAAUUCAAAGUUAUUCCUCAUGUGGAAAAAACACAUAGAGACAAUUUGUUGAACUCUAAUUUAUAUAUUUAA
Messenger RNA from Spodoptera littoralis (African cotton leafworm), 684 nucleotides. The record is from the annotation of a GenBank genome assembly. Lineage: Eukaryota; Metazoa; Arthropoda; Insecta; Lepidoptera; Noctuidae.